This is a messenger RNA of Megalops cyprinoides (Indo-Pacific tarpon), 1080 nucleotides long. It is a transcript of the gene opn1sw2, whose product is annotated as opsin 1 (cone pigments), short-wave-sensitive 2. Gene Ontology annotation, biological process: G protein-coupled receptor signaling pathway; phototransduction; visual perception. The transcript has 5 exons. NCBI's taxonomy places the organism in Eukaryota, Metazoa, Chordata, Actinopteri, Elopiformes, Megalopidae. Bases 1 to 1080 code for a protein of 359 amino acids. Gene Ontology annotation, cellular component: photoreceptor outer segment; membrane. Gene Ontology annotation, molecular function: G protein-coupled receptor activity. The record is from RefSeq and is a predicted model, not a curated record.
AUGAGGUCAAAUUCACGCCAACAGGAGCUCCCUGAGCACUUCUACAUCCCCAUCCCUCUGGAAACGAACAACAUCACGGCACUCAGCCCCUUCCUGGUGCCUCAGGACCACCUGGGCAGCUCGGGCAUCUACAUGGCCAUGGCCGUCUUCAUGUUCUUCCUCUUUGUCGCCGGCACGUCCAUCAACGUGCUCACCGUCGUGUGCACCAUCCAGUACAAGAAGCUGCGGUCCCACCUCAACUACAUCCUCGUCAACCUGGCUGUCGCCAACCUGCUGGUGUCCACCAUCGGCUCCUUCACCGCCUUCUACUCCUUCUCCAACAGAUACUUCGUGUUCGGACCACUUGCGUGUGAGAUCGAGGGCUUUGUGGCCACACUGGGAGGCAUGGUAAGUUUGUGGUCUCUUGCCGUGGUGGCCUUCGAAAGGUACCUGGUUAUUUGCAAGCCGGUUGGAAACUUCUCCUUCAAGGGCACCCAUGCAAUUGUUGGCUGUGCAGUCACUUGGAUCUUUGCGCUGAUCGCCUCUGCGCCCCCUUUGUUCGGAUGGAGUCGGUACAUCCCUGAAGGCCUGCAGUGCUCUUGUGGACCUGAUUGGUAUACCACAGACAACAAGUACAACAAUGAGUCCUACGUCAUGUUCCUCUUCAUCUUCUGCUUCGGUUUCCCAUUCACUGUUAUAAUCUUCUGCUACAGCCAGCUUCUCUUCACGCUAAAAUCUGCUGCUAAGGCACAGGAGCAGUCAGCCUCCACCCAGAAGGCCGAGAGGGAAGUGACUAAGAUGGUGGUGGUGAUGGUACUUGGCUUCUUGGUGUGCUGGCUGCCGUACACAUCCUUUGCCUUGUGGGUGGUGUUCAACCGCGGUGAGCCGUUUGACCUGCGGCUGGCCAGCAUCCCCUCCUGCUUCUCCAAGGCCUCCACAGUUUACAACCCCAUCAUUUACGUCUUCAUGAAUAAGCAGUUCCGCUCCUGCAUGAUGAAGAUGAUCUUCUGUGGCAAAAGCCCAUUUGGAGAUGAUGAAGAGACCUCCUCACAGGUCACCCAGGUGUCCUCCGUCUCCACCAGUCAAGUGUCACCUUCAUAA